AUGACGGGAACACCUCAUUAUAAUAUUUUCAGAAUUAGAGGAGUUUUGAAUGGGCAGCGUGUGGUUGUCAUGCUUGAUAGUGGUUCUACUAAUAACUUUAUAGAUGCAACUCUUGUGGAAAAACGGGGGUUGCAAACUGAAAAACAUGAAGGUUUUGAUGUUAAAGUAGCAGGUGGAACUAAUCUGUCCAGUACUCAUAAAGUUCCUAAAUUGAGUAUUUCUCUUGGCAAUUAUACUGUUACUGAUGAUUUUUAUGUGAUUGUUUUGGCUGAAACAAAUGUUGUUUUGGGCAUUCAAUGGAUGGAAACAUUAGGUGAGUACACGCAAAGCUUUAAAAGAUUGGAAUUUUCUUUUAAGAUUGAUGAUAAGAAAGUAGUGCUUCGUGGUAUGUCUAAUGAUGGUCCUAGGAUCGUUAGUGCUAGAAGAAUGGAGGCUAUAUUCAGACAUGGAGAUGUGGCAUGGUCAGCACAAUGUUUAAUUUCUAACAAGGUACUAGGAUUUGAAUCAAAAUCUUAUCAAGAUGAUUUGUUAAAAGUAUUAGAUUCACAUCGUGUGGUUUUCAGUGAUAUUCCUCCAAGAGUUCCACCUGACAGAGGAUUUGAACACACCAUUGAACUAGUAGAAGGUGCCCAACUAGUUAUCACAACUUCUUACAAACAUCCUAAAACAUUCAAGGAUGAAAUAGAAAAGGUGAUUAAAGAAUUGUUGGAUAUGGGGCAUAUCAGGCCUAGUUCUAGCCCUUUUGCAUCGUCAGUAGUACUGGUCGAAAAGAAAGAUGGAACUCUCCGUAUGUGUAUUGAUUAUCGGGCUCUCAACAAAAAGACGAUCAAAAACAGGUAUCCAAUUCCUCGUAUUGAUGAGUUGUUAGAUGAAUUACAUAGUGUUGUUUACUUUUCUAAAAUUGAUUUCAGAUCAGGAUAUCAUCAGAUUAAGCUGAGCGAUCAAGAUAUUCAUAAAACAACUUUUCGCUGUCAUUAUGGUCAUUAUGAAUUUUUGGUUAUGCCAUUUGGUUUAACAAAUGCUCCGGCAACAUUUCAGUCUUGUAUGAAUCAUAUCUUCAGCAAACAGCUGAGGAAAUUUUUGCUGGUUUUCUUUGAUGAUAUAUUAAUUUACAGUAAUACCCGGGAUGAUCACCUAAAACACAUUGACAUAGUUAUUAGUAUUAUGGAAUCUCAAUCGCUUUAUGCAAAGGCUUCUAAAUAUCUUACCAAAAAGGGGGCAUUCCGAUGGACUGAAGAAGCACAAUCAGUUUUUGAGAAACUUAAAGAGAGUAACGUUCCCAAAUCUUGUGAUUUGCUUCAGGAUUGUCAGGAUAUUUUGAAAGCACUUAAGGAGAAUUUGCAAUGUGCACAGAAUCAACAGAAAAUUUAUGCUGAUAAAAGACGAGUCAAGCGACAUUUUGAAGGUGGUGAUCUGGUAUAUCUAAGGUUACAGCCCUACCGACAAUCAUCUCUUAAGCGUAGUGGUGUUGAGAAGUUAAAGCCUCGGUUUUAUGGACCAUAUCCGGUUGUUCGGAAACUUGGCACAGUAGCUGACGAAUUGGAUUUACCAGCAGCUAGCAGGAUACACAAUGUGUUUCACGUAUCUUUUCUCAAAAAGGCCUUUGGGACAGCAACUGACAGUGUCGUAGGAACUACCUCCCAUGAAUGA
Cryptomeria japonica (Japanese cedar) is the source of this 1650-nucleotide messenger RNA. RefSeq lists its product as uncharacterized. The transcript is spliced from 3 exons. The record is from RefSeq and is a predicted model, not a curated record. NCBI's taxonomy places the organism in Eukaryota, Viridiplantae, Streptophyta, Pinopsida, Cupressales, Cupressaceae. Bases 1 to 1650 code for a protein of 549 amino acids.